This is a messenger RNA of Harpegnathos saltator (Jerdon's jumping ant), 2222 nucleotides long. It is a transcript of the gene black, whose product is annotated as glutamate decarboxylase-like protein black. Lineage: Eukaryota; Metazoa; Arthropoda; Insecta; Hymenoptera; Formicidae. The transcript has 5 exons. The record is from RefSeq and is a predicted model, not a curated record. Gene Ontology annotation, molecular function: carboxy-lyase activity; pyridoxal phosphate binding. Gene Ontology annotation, biological process: carboxylic acid metabolic process. Gene Ontology annotation, cellular component: cytoplasm. The coding region runs from base 109 to 1740 and encodes 543 amino acids.
CGCAAACGCAGAAAAGCGCGCACUGGAGGGAGACGUCCUUGAUCCGCGGGAAUUAAUACGUAUAAAGGAAACCGUCGUCGUUCUUGCAGGUUCAUACUGUUGUAAACUAUGCCCGCCAACGAGGAUACCUCCAACGAGUCGUUGGAGCGGAUAGAACCGGGAAGAAUAAGUCCCUCCUUGUCCCAGCGAAAGAUGUCCGGAGGACUGCAAAAUCUCGCAUCUUCACUCCUUCCAGGAGCGACGGUAGACGACGAUUUGGAAAGCAGCAGGGUUGAGGAGCGGAAUUUCCGCAGCAUACCUCGUCGGGACAUCCACGAGAAGCUUUUUAGAGACUUUUUCGAGCUUGUGUUGCAGCAAGCGGUGUUCCAGUCCACUUCCGGCAAGGAGCGAGUGGUGGAAUGGAUGAAUCCCUCAGAUCUGCGGUCUGUGGUCGACUUCUCGUUGCCGGCCGAAGGCGUUAGCCACGAAGAGCUGCUGGCAUUGACGCGUAACGUCAUCAAGUACAGCGUAAAGACAGGUCAUCCGCACUUCGUCAAUCAGCUGUUCUCCAGUUUGGAUCCAUACGGGUUGCUGGGCCAAUGGCUGACCGACGCUCUCAAUCCGUCUGUCUACACCUACGAGGUAUCCCCGGUAUUCUCUCUGAUGGAGGAGGAUGUGCUGCGAGAGAUGCGUCGCAUCAUUGGCUGGAAAGGCGGCGAGGGUCUCUUUUGUCCGGGCGGCUCCAUGGCGAACGGAUACGCUAUCAACUUGGCGCGCCAUCAUAGAUACCCCAACAUGAAGCAAACCGGACUGUCGCAGAUGCCGCGGCUAGUGAUUUUUACGUCAGAAGACGCGCAUUACUCCGUGAAGAAGCUCGCCGCGUUCCUGGGCAUCGGCUAUGACAACGUGUAUUCGGUCAAGGUCGACUCUAGGGGUAAAAUGUUGGUGUCCGAUCUGGAGGCACAGAUCGCUCGUGCCACAAGAGAAGGUGCUGUGCCGUUGAUGGUAUCCAGUACUGCGGGUACCACCGUGUUAGGCGCGUUCGAUCCCCUCAAGGACAUCGCCGAAGUCUGCAGGAAGCACCGUUUAUGGUUCCACGUGGACGCUGCCUGGGGUGGCGGCGCUCUCGUCUCCAGGACGUAUCGUCGUCUUUUGGAUGGCGUCGAACUCGCAGACUCGAUCACCUGGAAUCCUCACAAGCUGCUCGCUGCGCCUCAGCAAUGCUCUACGUUGCUGCUGCGUCACGAAGGCUUAUUGCAGUCAGCGCACGGUUGCGGCGCGAGCUACCUCUUCCAGAACGACAAGUUCUAUGACUCGUCCUACGACUGUGGCGACCGACACGUGCAGUGCGGCCGCCGAGCGGACGUGGUUAAGUUUUGGUACAUGUGGAAGGCAAAGGGUACUCGUGGACUCGAGGAACACGUGGAUCACGUGUUCGCGCUUUCGCGUUAUUUCGCAGACCUCGUGAGAACACGUGAUGGCUGGCACUUGCUUGCCGAGCCGGAGUGCACCAAUGUCUGCUUCCGGUAUAUCCCACCAUCGAUGAGAGACUUGGCAGGCCGACAGCUGGACCAGGCGAUACACAAGGUCGCGCCGAUGAUCAAAGAACGCAUGGUGCGUGCCGGGACGAUGCUAAUGACUUAUCAGCCGCUCAGAGGAACGCCGAACUUUUUCAGGCUCGUGCUGCAGAACUCGGGACUAAGCGAGAUUGACAUGCAGUUCUUCGUCGAGGAAAUAGAAAGGCUCGCUGCGGACCUCUGAUCAGUUCGAACAAUUGUAGAUGUUGUAAAUAGCGGCUUAGUGAUAAGAUAUGUAUGUAUCAUGAGAAGCAAGAAGUUGCUUUCGCUAUACGAUCAUUUAACAUGAUCGUCGAGGAGACGCUCGCGACAGACCUGAAAUUAAGAUUUUUUUGUUCUGUUUCUCCUUUUAUUAAUGGUACACCGCGAAAUCCAUUAUACGCAUUAAUCGUCAUCGACACAACGAUAACAACAUAUCGAGACGCUAAAAAUAUUUACACGAUUCGAAUGUUAUUUAGUGAUGAUUUACAUUUUAUACAUACAAUUUUUCAGAAUGUGAGAUAAUUUCUAUACAAUUCGUUAAUAAUGGAGCGCGCAAAGAUUGACGAUCUUCAACAUCGGAUAUUGAUCGUAAUAAAAAUAUUGCACAUUCUCGAUGCUCGAAUGAGAAACUAGUUCUCACACGGGUAUGCACAAAGUCAUAUAGCGCUUCCUCCCACGUUCCUA